CCUUCUUCACCAACAAAGCAAACUUACUCACAUCGCAGCAUCAGGAACCAAAGAUUCCUUCGACCGUCGCAUGUUGCAUCCCCAUCUCCCAUUCCAAACAAAGCCAUUAUCUAUUGAAAGAAAGAGAAAGCGAAUCAGAAAGUAAAAAAGAGAGAAUGGGGUUUGGUUUGUUAGCUUCGAAGGUCCUCAGACCCACCUCGAGGCUCCUCCUCUCUUCCCAAAACCCUACCGUCUUCCUCCGGACCAUCGUCUCCAAGCCUCAGCUGUGCAGCCCCGAGGCCUCCGCCGCGCAGCGGGAGCGGCCGCCGCGGACUCCUGACGAGCUAUCGAUCGAGGAAGAAGCCGAAAGGAAAGUUGGAUGGCUAUUGAAGACGAUCUUUUUUGUGACUGCCGGGGUUGCAGGAUACCAUUUCUUUCCUUACAUGGGAGAUAAUUUGAUACAACAGUCUGUUUCGCUUUUGCGUGUCAAGGAUCCCUUGUUCAAAAGGAUGGGAGCUUCUAGAUUGACUCGUUUUGCUAUAGAUGAUGAAAGAAGAAAGAAGAUAAUUGAGCUGGGUGGAGCUCAAGAACUCUUAAAUAUGUUAAGCACAGCGAAAGAUGACCGGACACGGAAAGCAGCAUUGCAAGCUCUUGAUGCACUAUUACACUCAGAUGAAGCUCUAGCAUCCAUGCAUCAGAUCGGGGCUGUUUCAAUAAUUAGGUCUCUACCAAAUUCACCUGAGGAUGCAGAAGUUGAGGGUUUCAAGUUGAGCUUGAUGAAAAGGUUCCAAGAUCUGAGAUAUGAUGUACCAUCAUGACUUUUACUUGAGGACAUAAAUGACGAGAUUUUCAACCCGCUUUUGUUAUGAUGGUUUGAAAAGGCAGGGGCUAAAAGACCCCCAUGAUUCGUGGUCCUGAUGGACGAUUUAAGGCUGUUAACUGGCGUCAUGCCCUUGCUUUGGUAUCAUAGAUUGCCCACCAAUAUGAAUUGGGAAAAGAAAUUGCACUUAAGUGCAACUGAUAACAAAUGGUGUUGGUUUCAAGGUAGAAUUCAAGUAAACCUUAUCGGCAAGGUCAUCUAAGGUUCUCAAGCAUGAAAAAAAUAGAAGGUUUGGGGUUACAGCGGGGAAAAACAUGUUGAUAUGCAUUUUGCCAGCAAUAGUUUUAGCUAAUUAUAAUCUAUUAACUUACUCCUUUCUAGUCGUUGAAGGCCUCGAUAGAGAACUGUGACCACUGAAAUUGCCUCCAUUGGAAUGAGAAGUCCUUUCAUUCAAAAGAA
Messenger RNA from Vigna angularis (adzuki bean), 1258 nucleotides. RefSeq lists its product as uncharacterized. Bases 156 to 797 code for a protein of 213 amino acids. The record is from RefSeq and is a predicted model, not a curated record. The transcript is spliced from 6 exons. Lineage: Eukaryota; Viridiplantae; Streptophyta; Magnoliopsida; Fabales; Fabaceae.